This is a messenger RNA of Naegleria fowleri, 1290 nucleotides long. RefSeq lists its product as uncharacterized. The coding region runs from base 1 to 1290 and encodes 429 amino acids. Gene Ontology annotation, molecular function: superoxide dismutase activity; copper ion binding. Gene Ontology annotation, biological process: removal of superoxide radicals. The transcript has a single exon. NCBI's taxonomy places the organism in Eukaryota, Heterolobosea, Eutetramitea, Acrasida, Naegleriidae. The record is from RefSeq and is a predicted model, not a curated record.
AUGUCAACUAAAACAACAACAACAACAACUGCCAUCACUCUUUCCACUUGUCUCUUUUUGAACUCUGCUGUGCUGGUGAUUCUUUUCUUUUCAACACAUUAUGCUGCUGCUGCUACUGUCUAUCAAGGUCACUGUCUCUUGACAGGUACUAUCAAUGCUCCUGGACUUCGUGGUUCAGUCUCUCUUGUCUAUGACGAGAAUACCAACUCAACCACCAUUUCUUGGUCACUCAAUCAAACCACCGUACCAAUCAAUCUUCAAGGUAAAAAACUUGGAUUCCAUAUUCAUGAAUUUGGUUAUCUUGCUGAUGCUGCUUCCACUGGUUCUCACUACAAUCCAUUUGGAGCGAAUCACUCAUUGCCAACUGAAAGUGCUCCUUCCAUUCAUGUUGGUGAUUUGGGUAAUAUUGAUCUCUCUUUGGGAUAUUCGGGUGUAAUUGUUUCAAAUUUGGUGCGAUUGAAUGGAUCGAUGUCUGUCAUUGGAAGAGCCAUGAGACUUCACAUGCAACAAGAUGUUGGAAGUUCUUCUCAACCUUCUGGUAAUGCUGGUCCAGCUGCUGCUCACUGUGUGAUUGGUAUUGCCAAUGUCACUUCGAAUGGAGCCAUGAAUGAUGCCUACACAACCACCAAUCGAGCUGUGGCCACUAUUUUCAAGACCGAUGAUGCUGGUUCCUAUAAUGUGACUGGACGUGUUAUUUUCGAUGAUUCUGUCGGUAAUGGAAAUGUAAGAGUGACUGGAAGAGUGUGUGGACUUGCUCCAAAUACUGUUCAUGGUUUCCAUGUCCAUCAAUUUGGUGAAUUGAAUUUGAAAGAUGGUUCAAGUUUUAUGGGACACUGGAAUCCAUCCGGAUCUCCUCAUGCCUAUCCAGGAACUGUGAACAGACAUGCUGGUGAUAUGGGAAAUAUUACCACCGAUGCCAAUGGAAUUGCAACCAUUGACUUGACUUUGGAUUUAUUGGCAUUGAAGGGUGUGAAUAGUAUUAUUGGACGUGGUGUGGUGAUUCAUCAAAAACCUGAUGAUGGUGUCACUCAAUCCACUGGAGGUGCUGCUGCCAGAUAUGGUAUUGGUGUGAUUGGUAUUCCUCCAACCACUCCAUCCGCAUUGAGUUUGCAAGAUCCAAACGAUGCUUGUUCCGGAAUUGCUCUUCCAAUAGUGAUUGUUACACCUCCUACCACCAAUUCCACGAAACCCAAGAGUUCCGUCAAUGCUGCUGUUGCUCUUGGUGGUCAUGAUGGUGCAUUGGUUCUGUUGCUCUUGAUUUCUCUGAUUGCAACCUCUCUUGUUUUCUAA